AUGGCUCUAAGAUGUUCCUGCAGAACCAGAACCAGAACCAGAACCAGAACCAGAACCAGAACCAGAACCAGAACCAGAAGAACCCAAAGAAACCUCAGUCCAGAGUGUAGAGCCAAAACAUCAUCAGCAAACCCAAAUCCAGAACCAGGAAUCUGCAGCACAGCCGGUCAAAGAAACCAUCCCAGUGUCGAUAACCUCCUCGCCAGUGGAACCAGUUCAGACAGCUGCACCAACACCAGUCCCAGUUCCCCCAGUUCUCCCAGUUCUCCCAGUUCUCCAGUUCUCCCAGUUCCCCCAGUUCUCUCCUCCUCCUCCUCUUCCUCCUUCUCCUCCUCUUCCUUCUCCUCUUCCUCCUCCUCCUCCUCCUCCUCAAAGAACAGAAAGAAGAAGAAGAAGAAGAAGAAGAAGAAGAAGAAGAAGAAGAAGAAGAAGAAGAAGGUGAAGAGAAAA
Messenger RNA from Labrus bergylta (ballan wrasse), 450 nucleotides. The record is from RefSeq and is a predicted model, not a curated record. NCBI's taxonomy places the organism in Eukaryota, Metazoa, Chordata, Actinopteri, Labriformes, Labridae.